Molecule: messenger RNA, 1401 nt
Organism: Musa acuminata AAA Group (dessert banana)
Lineage: Eukaryota; Viridiplantae; Streptophyta; Magnoliopsida; Zingiberales; Musaceae
Exons: 1
Coding region: 458-1039 (193 amino acids)
Source: RefSeq, a predicted model, not a curated record
AAGAUGAUGAUCCUGGGUUGGACAAGAACAAGGUCACUGAUACAAGAGGUGCAAUCACAAAACUUGGAGAAAUGAAGGCACCUCCUCAGGAUCAAGAGUCACUUGGCCUUUGAAGUUGGCAGAAGACUAUUUAGGCAUCAGUCUUUCCACCCAUCCACAGCCCAUAGGAACUCAAAAGCCAUUAGAAGAACCACCAAAAGCACACCUUUUACACAUUCUAAGAAGGCAAAAUGGCUUGCUUACAUACUAUUUAAGCAUUCCUUUUACAGUCAGUCAUCUCCGUCCUCCAUUAAUUCCUCUCUCUCUUCCAUUCUGCUGCUUCAGCCCAUAGGAACUUGAGAGCCAUUAGAAAAACCACCAAAAGCACACCUUAUUUAAGCACUCCUUUUACAGUCAGUCAUCUCCAUCCUCCAUUAAUUCCUCUCUCUCUCUCUCUCUCUCUUCUCCUGUUUCAGCUAUGUCUCGAUCCUACGAACGUCUGCACCUUAAAUGUGAACUAACCAACAUCAAAUUGACCAAACUCAACAGCCCUGACUUCGUCGGAAACCUCUUCAUAAGAUGCUACGUAAAUGCCGGUGGUGGGCGGAGGAUCAUGAUCGACUCCUGCGACGUGCCACCAACCGGCGAUCCGACGUGGGAUAGGAUGGCUUCGGUGGAGUGCAGUGGCUCCUCCCGCCACGUGCGUGACCUCCUCGAGCGGCACGGCAUCGUGUUCGAGCUACGAGGACGCAGAAGCGAUCGGAGGCAAGCGGCUGAGGCAGCCUCGUGCUCCGAGCUCCUGGGCACAGCCGAGGUUCCAUGGCGAGACAUCUGUGGACCGACUGAAACGUCGGUGCACAGACAUGUCAGUCUCGUCAUGGCGGGCGGCGCGCACGUCGGUGACACGCCGCCGGAGGUGGCGGUCUACAUGGCGGUUCGAGUGUCCAAGGUGGGGAAGGUUGGCAAGAGGAUGGAAUGGGAGGAGGGAUGUGAAUGGAGUGUGGGUGAGGAGGACGUGUUUGCUGCUGCUGCUGCUGCAGUUGUGGAUGAUGCAUUCUAGCUAAUCCUUGUUCAUGACAAGCACUGCUCGACAAUUCUCUUAAUGCAAGUCAUCUGUUUUCUUGUACUAUUUCCUUUCACAUAAGCCAACAAAAGAAAUGCUAACUUAAUCUCUCAUCACACAACAACUGAUGCUUCUGAAACAUCAAAGCACAAGAAGUGACAACAACAAUGAGGAUCUUAAGCUCCCCAGGGAAUGAUACUCUCAUGAUACUAUGUUCUACCCAUAGUUUGGAUCUUCCUCUACUUGUACUCAUCUUAAUUUUUCUCUUUAUCACAUGUUUUUUCCUAUAAAUCCAAUAUAUAUCAUAUUAUAUCAUAUCUAUGUACAAACAUUAAAUAAUAGAAAACAAAAACAAGAAC